AUCUCUUGCUUUGUCAGCACAUGUGUCUCCUCGGACAAUUCAUUUUUGAAUGUUAGACAAGAGCCCAGUUUUGGGCCCAGGAAGGGGCCCCCGUUCCUACAACAAAAUCAUCCAUGUAAUGUUACCAGUUUGGCAGGAUGUCAGCUACAUACAGGGGAUUCCUUAUCCAGUCACCAUGUGCACCUCAGAGACUUUCAAAGCCCUGGACGCCUUUGAAGCCAGAAGCGAUGACAUAGUUCUAGCAUCUUAUCCAAAGUGUGGUUCUAACUGGAUUCUCCACAUCAUUAGUGAAUUAAUGUUUACUGAUUCUAAACAAAAGUAUGAAUACCCAGAAUUCCCAGUUCUUGAAUGUGGGGACCCAGAAAAAUAUCAGAGAAUGAAACAGCUUCCAUCACCAAGGAUUUUGGCAACUCAUCUCCAUUAUGACAAAUUACCUGGGUCCAUCUUCAAGAACAAAGCCAAGAUACUGGUGAUAUUUCGAAACCCUAAAGACACAGCAGUAUCUUUUUUCCAUUUCCACAAUGAUGUUCCUGAUAUUCCAAGCUAUGGUUCUUGGGAUGACUUCUUCAGACAGUUCAUGAAAGGACAAGUUUCCUGGGGAAGCUAUUUUGAUUUUGCAAUUAAUUGGAACAAACAUCUUGAUGAUGAAAAUGUUAUGUUCAUAUUAUAUGAAGACCUGAGAGAGAAUCUGGCCACUGGAAUAAAACGAAUUGCUGAGUUCUUCGGAUUCUCUCCAUCUGGGGAGCAGAUUCAAACUAUUUCAACACAGAGUACCUUCCACGCCAUGCGAGCAAAGUCCCAGGAAACGCACGGUGCCGUGGGCCCGUUCCUGUUCCGCAAAGGUGAAGUUGGUGAUUGGAAAAGCCUGUUCAGUGAAACUCAGAACCAGGAAAUGGAUGAAAAAUUCAAAGAGUGCUUAGCUGGCACUGCCCUGGGAAAAAAGUUGAAGUAUAACUCAUACUGCCAGCCUUGAUUCUGGUCAAUUCAGCUUAUUUUCCUUAAUAAUAACUGAAUUUAAAUAUCAAUAAUUACAUAAUAAUCUAAUCAAUAAUGAUAAUUAAAAACAUUCAGACAUAAACAAUCUGUUUAAUAAUGAAAACAAAUGAAAAUUUUGAGCACAAACUUAAGUUUGUUCACUUUUUACAGAAAGAUACUUUAGCCAUCCAAAAGGGAUGCUGUAUUUAAUGAUGUAUCCUGGAGUUCUAACUUCUUUCAUGCUCUGGGUUCACACAAGACCAUAAGCCAACACUAUUGGAGAUAUACCUAAAUCUGUUUGAGCAUAGAUGAGACAGGCCUUUCUGUCUCAUGAUCAUGAUCUGUGAUCAUUAUCACAAUGCUUUGUCCUCUCACAAAAAUCUCUCUCUUCCUCACUAUGGAUCAGAGCCCUUGUGAUCUGCUCCUUUCUGAACUUACUGCUGUGAGAAAUUUAAUUCCAAUUCUUCCCUGAAGUAAAAUGAAUAAAUACUAUUCUAAUUUGAUUUAAGAAAAACACAUUGCUCAUGUACUCUGUGUAUGUCAUUUAAGAAAGCUCUAUGGAGGCCCACUCUCAAGGGACUUUAUAUUUCUACUUAAUACAAGCUUUACUUUAAAGCUAAAGAUUAGAGGUUGUGUUAUUCUGGCAUGCCAGCUUUCCUAACAGAGAGCCUCAAGUAAGCGUGUGGAAUCUAUAAGAGAAAGCAGAAAAUGUUCUGGGGCGGGGACAAACCUUUAAACAAUAUCCUUAAUAU
Odocoileus virginianus texanus is the source of this 1727-nucleotide messenger RNA. RefSeq names its product sulfotransferase family 6B member 1 (gene SULT6B1). Gene Ontology annotation, molecular function: sulfotransferase activity. Gene Ontology annotation, biological process: sulfation. Gene Ontology annotation, cellular component: cytoplasm. Lineage: Eukaryota; Metazoa; Chordata; Mammalia; Artiodactyla; Cervidae. The record is from RefSeq and is a predicted model, not a curated record.